Messenger RNA from Scleropages formosus (Asian bonytongue), 1745 nucleotides. RefSeq names its product doublecortin domain-containing protein 2-like. The record is from RefSeq and is a predicted model, not a curated record. Gene Ontology annotation, cellular component: kinocilium; axoneme; microtubule organizing center. Lineage: Eukaryota; Metazoa; Chordata; Actinopteri; Osteoglossiformes; Osteoglossidae. The transcript has 10 exons. Bases 16 to 1437 code for a protein of 473 amino acids. Gene Ontology annotation, biological process: intracellular signal transduction; regulation of cilium assembly; cilium assembly.
AGAAGAAGGUGCACCAUGGACCCGGGGAAGCCCAGCUUCCUGGCUCAGCCCGUGGUGAAGAACAUCUUCGUAUAUCGGAACGGAGACCCGUUUUACGAAGGCCGGCGCCUGGUGAUCAACGAGAAGAGGGUCUCCAGUUUCGAGACGUUUCUGAAGGAGGUCACGGGGGGAGUUCAGGCUCCUUUCGGGGCCGUGAGGAACAUCUACACCCCCGGAGGAGGACAUCGGGUCUCCUCCAUGGAGCACAUCCGCAGCGGGGAGCGAUACGUGGCCGCAGGACGGGAGAGGUUCAAGAAGCUCGAUUAUUCCCAGAUUGGAUCCAAAAAGAAAGGCCUCCAUCAGAAUACUUCAGGACAGGUGAAACGGGUGCCCCACGGUCGAGUAAUUGCAUCAGCAAGGUUCCUGAAGCCCAUAAAAGAGCCCUGUCUGAUUUUUGUCGUAGCCAAUGGAGACGUCCUGAACCCGGCCGUCCGGCUCCUCAUACCCCAGCGCACGCUGGGUCAGUUUGAGCGCGUGCUGGAGAUGAUCACGGAGAAGAUGAGUCUGCGGGUCCUCGGGGGGGUACACAGCCUCUACACUUUUAAUGGAACCCUCAUCAGUGAUGGAAAGGAACUAGAGAAUGGACAGUUCUAUGUAGCUGUUGGCCGUGAGAAGUUCAAAAAACUUCCUUACAGCGAUCUGAUUUUUGCCAAACCAGCAAUGAGAAGAUUUAUUGGAUCUAAAGCCUCACUACCUCCUAUUUAUGGAAUCAAAAAACAGAAUGACACAGGUAGGCAUCAGAGUAAAUCGAUGGCAGGAUGCAACGUCUCCAAGGCGUCUCCGACCACCCAAGGGAGCAAGGAGGCCCGGUCUGAGGAGCAGCUGAUGAUGCUGAGACCAAAGAAGAGUGGCCUGACCAUGUCGUUCGGGGCACAGGACGUCGAGGACGGAGGCCAGGGAGACGAUGAAAGCAGCGCUGAUCGUGACACGCAGCUGGAGGAGGGCUGGAACGGUCAAUUACCAAUCGAACAGAACCAGACAGAGGAGGAUGGACUCGAGGAAACCACAGAGGGAGACAAGGUUGGAGAGGAAGAGAUAAGCCAGGAAGGAAGAAGUAACCUUCUAUCUGUGGCCAAUGGAAUCAAAGUUCAGGAUAGUCCUGAAGCCAAAGGAAAUGAGGAGAAAAGUGAAGAGGAUGAUGAUGCACCUUCUUCCUCAGUGGAUGGAAAGUUGGAGAAUACAGAGGAGACAGCAGAUGGAUCUGGUUUGGAAGACAACUCUGAUAAUGUUCUCAGUGAUGAGAAGCAGGAGGUGAUAUGGGGCAGCAGCCAAGAAGAAGCUGAACUGAAUGGACUAGAAGAGAGGAGUGAGGAUGAAGAGGAAGACAGAUCAUUAGAAGAUGCUGAUGGAGGUGAAGGUGGAACACAGCAUGCUGAAGGAGAGACAGGGGAAAACUAAGAAUGAACUUCUGGAAAUCAAUUAAUGCACAUAGGAGCGAAAGUGGAUUUCAGUGAAAUGAACAGAAAAAAAGACGUUGCUGAGAUACAUAGCAAACAUUUUAUUAGACAUUUUAAAUAACGAGAAUUGCAGUGUAAAAGAAGAGUGAAAACAUGGGUUUUAAAAAAAAUCAAACAAGAAUAGCUUAGUCUGGAGAGAUUUACUACAGAAUGAAGAAGAAAUUUACAUUCUUACUGGCCAAACAGAUUAUAGGACUCUAAUAGAAACAUAGGACUAGAAAUAUAUUUUUUGCACAAAGAAUAAUUAUU